GGUAAAACAAAGGAAAGACUGGUGAAACGGUGCGUGGCAACCCGCGAUCAGUAUCACGCGCUCCUUUAUCUGCGCAUUACUGCCUGCGUCCCCAAUUAUGGCGAACAAUGCUAUGUCGGCGAGCCGGCUCCGUAAGCAUCAUCAUUUCCUUCAAGUCAUCCCCGACUGCGCAGCCCUUACGGAACCAGAUCCGUUCCCAUAAAUGUCAAUUUCUUUUCCUUCUCGGGAACACCGUUCUCACAACUCCAAUUGCUCCCGCAGUUGCCAAUCACACACAUCAAUACAUUGCACAAGCCAAACGAAAGAAAGACUAUCAACACAUAUACAUCACAAAUGCACUCCAAUCACGAUUCCCAGAUAGUAAUGGCGGGAGGUCCACUGAAAGCUACGAAACACCUCCAACAACGAUUUGGCGCAUUGCGCUCUUUACAUCAUCAUCAAUCAUCAUUUUUUUGAAUAUAUUUUUGGUUUUUUUUCUUCCUUGGUGAGCAAAGUGCAUCGCGGAGCGCUCUGCAGCUCGCCGUGCGGGAGCCUGUCGAAAAGAUCCGCACAUCCGGGGCAUUAUGCCGCUGGCCUAGACAAAAAGUCAUUCAUCCAAAUUACGGCGGUUGCGUCGAUAAGAUCUCCAAUGUCCGGGAAACACGUUCAUCGAACACCAUAGUAGGAUGCUCAAGCCGAAGUUUCUCAAGGAUGCCAACAAUCUUGCUAACGUCAACACCUAAUGGCAGGGCUACCACUGCGCGCAGGUACG
Desarmillaria tabescens is the source of this 751-nucleotide messenger RNA. RefSeq lists its product as uncharacterized. The record is from RefSeq and is a predicted model, not a curated record. The transcript has a single exon. NCBI's taxonomy places the organism in Eukaryota, Fungi, Basidiomycota, Agaricomycetes, Agaricales, Physalacriaceae. The coding region runs from base 108 to 488 and encodes 126 amino acids.